Molecule: messenger RNA, 5646 nt
Organism: Osmerus eperlanus (European smelt)
Lineage: Eukaryota; Metazoa; Chordata; Actinopteri; Osmeriformes; Osmeridae
Gene: cc2d2a
Product: coiled-coil and C2 domain containing 2A
Exons: 42
Coding region: 155-5272 (1705 amino acids)
Biological process (GO): non-motile cilium assembly; protein localization to ciliary transition zone
Cellular component (GO): ciliary transition zone
Source: RefSeq, a predicted model, not a curated record
UCAAGGUUGGUAGACAGGUAGUUGAUCUCCCGUUACCAGGCAGCGGCAUAGCGAGAGAAGUUGGCCGCUUCACUAGGAUACAGUGUUGCUGUUUCCUCGGAGUCUACUUGAAGAGCUGAAGAGUUUAGUGCUAGCUGUUUAGAAUAGCAACAUCAUGCUCUCUUCCACGGGAGAUAUACGGGAGAAACUGCGCAGAAAACGUGAUUUACGGGAAAAACUGAGAAAGAAACGGCAGGCUUUGCACGAAUCUCUGGUAAAAGUCAAAGAUGACACACAGGCUCUGGUUCCACCAGAGGGGAGUCAGGACAGAGGACAGACGACCAUGGAGGAGCUGACGGGUGGAGAGGAGGACCCUGGAGAGACACUCAAACGCACCCUGAAGGCCCAGAGGGAGAGACGGAAAAAGAAGCUUCUGGAGGAGUCUGCAGAAGAGCCCAGUCAGGAUACUGUGGAGGAGAUCUCUGACGUCCAGCGCCUCAGUGAGGAUGACCAGCCAGACGAGCCAUCCUUCCUCUCCAGACCCCCCACCGGUGGCCAGAGAGGUCUGCCCCCCCUGCCCCAGGCCCAGGCCACACCCAGCCACUUGGAGAGCUCCAUGAGGAUCCGGAUGAAAGAGAAGCUCCUGGCUGCCAGGUCUAAGGCCGAGAGCAUGCUGCAGAAGGAGGCCUCGAUAGAGCCUGCCAGUCGCCUGCAGAGCCUCCGAGACAGAGACGCCCUCACCAGGUUUGACCGAGAGGCUGACCCGGACAGGACCGGGAGAGAGGACUCCUCCUCCCCCCUCCACACCAGAGUGAAGUUCUGGGAGGCUGCCAGGCGUGUGAGGCUGGAGACCAGAGCAGAGACAGGCCUACCCACGGCAGAAGAGGCAUACAACUUCUUCACCUUCAACUUUGACCCCGAGCCUCAGGAAGAGACGGAACACAGCCGGAGAAGGAGAAGACCCAGGGUAGCUGGCGAGGAGGACGAAGAAGGGGAGGAAGAGGAAGAGGAGGAGGAGGAGGAGGGGGAGGAGCAAGGCGAAGCAGGAAGAGGACAGGAAGAUGAGGAGAACUCUCAGGAGAGGGACGAGGACGCCCCACUGGUGAGAGAGGAGGAGGACCUCUUCAUCAUCGACCAAUCAGCUCAGGACUUCCUGGUGGUGAAGAAGGCGGAGUAUGUGGGCUACUGGCACCGUCUCCAGCGGGAAAAAGAGCUGCUGUUCGUGCCGAGCAUGAGGACAGCCCCGGCCGCCUGCAAGCUGGCGGAGAAUAUGCGUCCUCGCUUCCUGGAGGAGGAGGGGCUGUACGUGGGGGAGAGGCCACCUGUAUGCCUGACCAAUCAGAACAUCCUGGAGAACCGUAUCCUGAAGCAGGAGCAGGGCAGGAAGUGGUUUGGGGAUGAUGGCAAGAUCAUGGCCCUGCCCGACCCCAUCAAGGAGUCGUCCACCAGACCCCCCCUCUUCCACCUGGAGGGCGACCUGGACCCCGCCCUGCAGACGUUCUACAGGAAGGCUCUGCUCUCCAGCCCGGCCAGCCUGCACCUGACUGGGCCCAGGGACACGGAGGGAGACUACCAGCUGGAUGUGGACGUGUCGGGCCUCAUCUUCUCCCACCACCCCCUCUUCAGCCGCGAGCACGUCCUCGCAGCCCGCCUGGCCCAGCUGUACGACCAGCAUCUCACCAGGCAGCACAACAACCUCACCGGACACCUCACUGUUAAGCUGAGUGGUCUGAGGAAUGCCCUGAGGACCAUGCUGGAGACCCAUCGAGGACACAGCCUCAGCCCCGUCAUGCAGCACAGGAUAUCCGAAUACAUACAGGAAGUCAGGAACACCCGGCGCCUGAGGGACAGCGAGCAGGAGAAGGACCGCACGCUACUGAAGAGCAUCAUCAAGUCCUGGAAGGAGAUCAAAGCUCUGAGGGACUUCCAGAGGUUCACCAACACGCCCUUCAAGCUCUAUCUCAGGAGGGAGGAGGUGGACCGGCAGGCGGACGAGCAGGAGGCGGAGGAGGAGAUCCAGAUGGAGGCGAUGGAGCUGCGGGCGGAGGCCGAGGAGGACUACCACAGGAGGGCGGCCGACUUCAGGAGGCAGCAGGACGAGUGGAAGAACUGGAGGAGGAAGCAGAGAGCCAAGAAGAAGAAGAAGAAGAAGAAGAAGAGGAGGGGCCAGGAGGAGGAGCAGGAUGAAGACGACAACGAUGAUGACGACGACGACCAAGAUGAAGGUGGCGGGGACCUGGGGGAGGGGCCCGCCAAGCCCCACCCCCCGGACAUUCCAGACCUGGCCUCCGUGGAGCAGGAAGUCCGGGAGAAAGCGUCCAGGAUCCGCAGGAAACCAGGAGAUCCCAUCCUGGUCCCGGAGCUCACCACGUCAGGGAACAUCACCACCAACGACCAGUGUCCCAGGGCCGAGUCUUCCCGGAGAGAGGACGUGGCCAAGCGGUCUCUCUUCAUCAAGGUCUUGUACAACGACAAAGAAGUCUCCAGAACAGACAGUCGCUCCCUCACCUCGGACUUCAGAGUGCACUUUGGUCAGAUCUUCAACCUGAAGAUCAUCAACUGGCCUGAGAGCAUCAAACUGCAGGUGUUUGAGGCGGUGGGCUCGUCGUCCUCUCUCCUGGCGGAGGUGUGUGUGCCGGCCCCCGAGCCCUCCACCCUGACAGGCAGCGCCCCCACAGAGCAGCUGGAGUUCAGCAGCAACCUCAGGGUCAUGUUUGACCACGAGGGCGUGGGCAGUGACGUGCCCUUCUCCUUCGAGGCGGACGGCAGUAACCGUCUGACCCUGCUGACCUCUGGGAAGCUGUCCUGCUGUGUGUCCUGGGCCCUUGGGGAGGACGGCCUGCCCCUGGCCCCGCCCACCGCCCAGCGCCCCAGCGCCAUGCACAGUGGUCUGAAGCAGCUGGAUGCGGUAGCCUGCAUUGGGGCGUCGGGUCUGAGCGACGUGAGGAAGCUGGGCGAGUGGGCCACCGAGUCUCGCCUCGACCCCAACGACCCCAACAACGCCACCAUCAUGCAGCUGCUCAAGGUGGCCAGUAGUGGCGAGGUGAGGGCGCCAGAGUACUUCCGUCUGGAGCAGCUGCAGGAGGAGUUCACCUUCCUGUCGGAGGAGGAAAUGGAGCGCUCCCGCAGGUUCCGCCUGCUCCGGCUGCGGAGUCAGGAAGUGGCCGAGUUCCGCAACUACAAGUGUGUUCCUGCCUUGGAGCGAGAGGUCACGGAGAAGGUGUUCCAGGAGUAUGAGAGGAGGCUGAAGGAGGGGGAGGUCAUCGACACCAAGGAACACCUGGACGCGCACAGGGCCCUGGUGGCCAAGUACCUGCAGAAGAUCAGAGAGUCGGUCAUCAACCGUUUCCUGGUUGCUAAGCAUCACUUCCUCUUGUCGGACCUGGUUGUCGAGGAGGAGGUUCCAAGCAUCGGGGGUGCAGGGCCCGGAGUGCUGGGCCUGAACCUGUUCAAGCUGGCCGAGCCCAAGCGCCCCCUGAAGCCCCAGAGGAAGGAGAGGAAGAAGGUGACGGCCCAGAACCUCUCAGACGGGGACAUCAAGCUGCUGCUCAACAUCAUCCGUGCCUACGACAUCCCCGUACGCAAGCCCCAGACCAGCAAACCUGCCGUGGCGUCCAAGUCGGCUCGCUCCUUCACAGAGGCCUUCUCUGCAGGCCCGGCUUCCCAGAGUGCCGUGCAGGGCAGCGACUGGCUGCUCAACCAGGUCCAGGUGCGGCCCUUUGUGGAGGUGUCGUUCCAGAGGACGCUCCUCCAGACCACCACGGCCGACGGACCCAACCCCUGCUGGAACGAGGAGCUGGCGCUGCCCUUCAGUGCCCCCAACGGAGACUACAGCACCGCCAGCCUGCAGGCCGUGAAGGACGAGGUCUUCAUCAACAUCUUCGACGAGGUCGUCUACGAGGUGGGAGGGGAGGAGCUGGACCGUGGCAGGGAGCUCCACACUCGUCUGGAGAAGCACUGGCUGGGAGCCGUCAGGAUCCCCUUCAGCACCAUCUACUUCCAGUCCAGGAUCGACGGCACGUUCAAGGUGGACACGCCUGCGGUGUUGCUAGGCUACAGCAAGGAGCGCAGCCUGGGCAGUGAGGGGGGUUACGACGCGGUGCGCAGCCUGAGUGAGGGAGCCUUCAUCACCCUCUUCAUCACCAUAGAACCCCAGCUGGUGCCUGGGGAAACGGUCAGGGAGAAGAUGAAGGAGGUGAAGUUUGACUCCCAGGAGAACGAGCGGGUGCUGCAGGCGUCGGAGGCGUUUGAGCGCGAGGCGGCGCUGGGCCUCCCGGACCGGCCGUGCCUCACCACCGUCAUCGACAUCAACGGGAAGACUGUGUUCAUCACGCGCUUCCUGCGCCCCCUCAACCCCCCCCAGGAGCUGCUGGACGCCUCCCCCAACAGCCCCCAGGACACCACGGAGCUGGUUGCCAGGUUUGUGUCUCUCAUCCCCUCCCUGCCGGACAGCGUCUCGUUCGCUGGUGUCUGCGAUCUGUGGAGCACCUGCGAUCAAUUCCUGACACUGCUGGCGGGAGAUGAGGAGGAGCACGCCGUGCUGCUGUGUAACUACUUCCUGUCCCUGGGCAAGAAGACCUGGCUCAUCAUCGGCACGGCUGUUCCUGAGGGCCCCACAGCCUACGUGUUGACCUACGAGCAGAGUCGCUACCUGGUGUGGAACCCCUGCAGUGGUCAGUUCUACGGCCAGUACGACACCUUCUGCCCCCUGCAGGCCGUGGGCUGCCUGGUCAGCGCUGACAACGUGUGGUUCAACACCCAGGUGUACACGUCUCCUAUGAGGAUCAGCUUUGACGUGACCAAGGCCAAGCUGUGGAAGCCUUUCUUCUCGCGCUCCUUCCCCAACCCCGGGCUCUCCAGUGUGCAGCCUGAGGAGUUGGUCUAUCGCCACACGGACAAGACAGCUGCUGCAGAGCUGCAGGACAGGGUAGAGAAGAUCCUGAAGGAGAAGAUCAUGGAGUGGCGCCCCCGGCAGCCGACACGCUGGAACCGGUACUGCACCUCCACGCUGCGCCACUUCCUGCCCCGUCUGGAGCUCAGCAGGGGGCGGGACGUGGCCGACGAGCACCGCCUGGAGCUGCAGAGCCUUCUGGGAGACUACCGAAUCUCGGGCUUCCCCCUCCACCUGCCCUUCUCUGAGAUCCGGCCCGUGGUGGAGGCGGUCUACAGCACGGGGGUCCACAACGUGGAGGCGUCCAACGUGGAGUUUGCCCUGGCCGUGUACGUGCACCCCUACCCCAACAAUGUCCUCUCUGUCUGGGUGUACCUGGCCUCGCUCGUACGCACACGCUAGCCCGGCGGACCUGGACAGGCAGACAGUGGGUGUGUGUGUAGUAUAUAUGUGUGUAGGGCGAGUGUGUGUGUAUGGUGAGUGUGCGUGACUUCCUGUUUUUAUGGAAUGUCUGAUUUUGUAUGUUUAUGUUUGUGAAGCACAAUUCAGGUUUAAGUUAUUUGUACGUCAGUUUGAUACGAGAGGGUAAGCAUAACCACUGAGGCUUUUUAGCACUUUUAUGUCAGCGUUUUACCAAAGUUCACGCUCGGCUUCAAAUGCCAGAAUACAGCACUGUAAAUGUUUAUGGAACUAUUAUAGUAUAAUUUUACAACUAUUAAUGUCAUUUUACAUCAUGAACCUUUUAUGUAAUAAACUGAAUGAGUUGUUUCAUUUCA